AUGCCUACUGCAACAACUUUUGGUGGUUGGGCGGUGGUUUUUGCCGUCGCUGGUGGCUAUUACUGGGUAACCAAACAACGCAAGCAGAAGACUCUCCGCAAACAAACCACCAAGGCCGAGCCACGAAAGGAUACCAAGUCGAAGAAGAACAAGAAAGAUGGUACUCUGAGUGGCGGAGACGAUGGGAAACCAACUCAGAAGAGAAAGGCCCAACCAAUCAAGCCGGCUCAGGAGGAGCCACUGGUCAGUGCCCCUGCUUCCGCAAAGAAGGAACGCAGUGAGAAGGAUGAGGAUAGAAAGUUUGCUCAGCAAAUGGCAAACGCAAAGCGUGGUGUUGUUGAUGCUCCCAAGUCUCAAAAUUCGGCUCGCACCAAGUCCGUCAAGCAGACCAAGGCCCAAGAAAAGGGAGCCAUGGAGCUUCCUUCCGACAACGGCACUUCGACCGCCGGAGGUGAUGCUGACGACGACGAGUCUCCGAUCGAUUCUCCAGAAAUGGCUGCCGCUAAUGCACCUGCUGUCAAUGGCGAUGUCUCUGAUAUGCUCGAGAAGUCUGCCGCCGGCCCGUCAGUCUUGAAGAUCACAGCCCCGACCAAGCCCGCUCCACUAAAGAAGGCGAAGGCACCAUCUGCUGAAGUCAAGGAAACCAAGAAGCAGCGACAAAAUAGACAGAAGGCCGAAGAGAAGAAGCUCGCCCUGGCAGAGGAGGAGAAGAUCCGGAAGAUCCAACUUGAAAAUCACCGUCGUGUUGUCCGAGAGGCCGAGGGUCGUGCUGCAAAGGACGGAUCUGCUUUCAUGGCUUCCCAGGCACCUCCCUCGUCGGCAUGGACUGCUGCCCCUGCUGUUCAGGCCACCAAUGGAACGCCCAGUAAGGUCGAGAACCUUGACACCUACGAUGCACCUAGCGGCCACGUUACUGCAAAGCCGGUUGAGGAGAUCUACUCAGAGAGUGAGAUCGCUGGUAGUAAAUUGGCAGAUGAGCUGUCCAAGAUUCCGGAGGAGGAGCAGAUUCGGGUUGCGACCGAGGAUUCGGGCUUGUGGGAGCAGGUCAAGACCUCAAAGAAGAAGAAGUCCAAGGCGGCCUUUAAUGGCGAGCAAAACGAGACCAAGGCCGUCAAGCAGGAUACCGCCUCCAGCUCCAACGACGACUCUGGGGACUAUGGCGUCCCCGCCGUCAUCCAGCCCACCGGCCCAGGCCAGAAGUGGUCUCAGAAUGUCACUUACGUUGAGAAGGGCAAGGUGCAUGAGCACGAGGAGGAGAUCCAAGAUUCAGAAUGGGAGGUCGCGUAG
Drepanopeziza brunnea f. sp. 'multigermtubi' MB_m1 is the source of this 1287-nucleotide messenger RNA. RefSeq lists its product as uncharacterized. The record is from RefSeq and is a predicted model, not a curated record. Lineage: Eukaryota; Fungi; Ascomycota; Leotiomycetes; Helotiales; Drepanopezizaceae.